GAAAGACCACGCGCAUAUAUAAGAAAGAGUUCCAUCUAGAUAUUAUUUGUCUAUGGUGCAAAAGGUUCAUAAAUACUCAUAUUUACAAUGUUUGGUAAGUUACGUGAUUAUAUUCUUUAUCAAGAAGAAGAAGCAGAGUAGUAAAAUUAAAAUUGCAUUUUAGGUUAGGUUAGAAACAUAUUUGUUAUGGACGCUAUCAGUUUUUUAUAAAUUGCGUAUCGAAUAUUUGAAAAAAAUUUCUCAGUGAUGACACUCAACGAAUACUCUUGUCGGCUCUGCCUUAAGACAGACGAAAAGUAUGAACUAAUAGAUGAUUUUACCAAAGACAUACUAAAUGUUCUCUCGCUAAGACUGAUAUUAGAUGACAGGAAAAAACCCCUAAUGUGUACCACCUGCAGCGAAAAAAUAAAGUUAGCGUUAGAGUUUAAAUCAAUUUGUUUGGCUACCGAUGAUACUAUUUUCCCUUACAUCGAUUGCGAGGAGUUGCAACUAAACCUGAGAGACAUUUAUAUGAAGGAAAGUGGAAGUAAGCAAUCCAUAAAUUUGUCAGUCGAUCAAAAAGUGUGCAGUUUAUGUAUGCAGCUAGUGGGACAUACAUUUAUAGAUAUACGUGAAGAAGAGGUUAAAACUAUUCACAAAUUCGUUCCCGAAAUGAAUAUCAACGUCGUUAGGGAUCCCGUUAUAUGUAAACGCUGUUUUGAGUCCCUCAACGCACAUAAUAGUUUCCUAGGCCACUGUUUAGAGGUAGAGGAAAAAAUUGGAUAUAUGGAAAUGGAGGUUAAAGAUAAUGAAUGUGACGAAAUCUCCGUUACGUCUCGAGGCAUUGACAAAAAAUUUGAGGAAAAACAGCAAGGGAGUAAUUUAAGGGAGAAAAUCCACAGCGGAACGCAAAAUGUAGAAGAAACGAGCAUUAUCCGUGCUCGGACGGAAUUCGAUACCUUAGAACGUGAAGAAGCUCCGUCGGAAUUAGAAAUUCGUCCGUUAAUGGAUAACGAUCAGUCCCGCACACAGAUACACGAUGUUCCAAAACAGAAAGAUGCCUUAGAGGUGCAGUCGCAUACACUGAAAGGAAAGAAACCUCCAGAAGUGCAAGUCUACAGCUGUCAAGUGUGCAGCUUCCAAACUAAGUAUAACAACACAUUUCGGAAGCACCAGUUCGCACACACGUGCCCCGACGUACAAUUACUCAAAUGUAAAAAAUGCUCUUACAAGACUAUGUACAAGGCACAACUUACUGUACACAAGAGAACCCACAAAAAGCACUCCAACACACAGAUAUACAAGUGUGAAAAGUGCAAGUACCAAACGACCGUCGGUAAACUUUUACGUAAACACAAUCUGAUGCACGAGGAGUACGAGGGUACACAAAUGUACGCAUGCGACAAGUGUAAAUACCAAACGAAGAUCUGGGAUUAUUUCCGUAGACACCAGUUGAAGCACGAAGACACGCCACAUUAUAAGUGUGAUAAAUGUGAGUAUCAGUCGAAUGUAAAGAGAUAUUUCAAUAGACAUCAGUUCUUGCACGGAGAAGGCACAAACACGCAGGUGUACGUCUGCGGAAAGUGCGAGUACCAGUCGAACAACACAAAUUAUUUCCGUUGGCACCAGUCGAAACACGAAGAGAACAAAGGGGCACGAACGUACAAAUGUGACAUUUGUGAAUACCAGUCGUGUAUUAGGAAAGAUCUACGCGUGCACAAGAUGACGCACGAAGAGUACAGUGGGACGCAAAAUUACAAAUGUGGCAAAUGCAAGUACCAGUCGAAUAUCAGGAAAAACUUCUAUAGACACCAGUUGUGGCACGGCGAGGGCAAAAACAUAAAAAUAUUUAAGUGCGAAGAGUGCGACUACCAGUCAACAGUCAAGAUUUAUUUCUGUCAACACCAGUCGAGGCACAAAAAGUACAAGGGGACGCAUAUAUACAAAUGUGACGAAUGCAAAUACCAGUCGAAGAUUAGGAAAAAUUUCCAUAAACACAAGUUGACGCACGAGAGGCGCAAAAACUCGGGAACGGGUGAGUACGGGUCGACCAUCGGGACACAUUCCGAUCAGUAGCGAUUAUUGGGAUGCGAAGAACAAGGAAUCAACAAGAAGUGAAUGAUAGAGUUCUGCUCUACCAGCAACAACAUAAGCGUUUUAUUGUGUUUUAGAGGUUAUAAGGAUUUGUUUCGAUUCCAUAAAUAAACGA
Molecule: messenger RNA, 2188 nt
Organism: Anoplophora glabripennis (Asian longhorned beetle)
Lineage: Eukaryota; Metazoa; Arthropoda; Insecta; Coleoptera; Cerambycidae
Product: zinc finger protein 99-like
Exons: 4
Coding region: 247-2055 (602 amino acids)
Biological process (GO): regulation of transcription by RNA polymerase II
Cellular component (GO): nucleus
Molecular function (GO): zinc ion binding; DNA-binding transcription factor activity, RNA polymerase II-specific; RNA polymerase II transcription regulatory region sequence-specific DNA binding
Source: RefSeq, a predicted model, not a curated record